UUAGCCUUAUGUCACGUCUCAUGUUUAUUAUCUUUUUUUUUUUUUCCAGGGUCCAAGAUGACAGAAAUGGGGCGUACAAACCAGCAAUUGUUCACCAGCAAUUUAUGGAGCACCACGGUGGUUCAAUCUGACCAGAAAUCUGAGAUCAUAACCGGACGUCCUUUUCGAGAGUGAAAAGGCAGCCGAGACAGUCCCGCUCGCACCAAAUCUGAUCGGACUAUUCUUCUGAAGGAGCAGUCCAGCCAGAUCAGCUCGAUCGAUAACAAGCAUAAACGUGCAUGUUGCAGGUGUGGCAGGAUCGCAAAAGUAAAUAACCGUCUGUAAUAUUUUCUCUCCCAGAGGGUGAACCUGUGCCAACACCUGUAUGAGCCAUGAGGGAAACACACGUGACCAAUUCAGCUCGGUCAAGCGGAAGUGUUCGAGGUAUAGUGACCAGUGCCUUACUCUGGUGGACCAUGGCUGGUUUCUUUUUGUCAUUUUCACAGAUGCCAGUGGCCCAAGCUGAUUGUUGGCUCAUUGAAGGCGAGAAGGGUUUCGUGUGGCUGGCAAUCUGCAGCCAGAACCAGCCACCAUACGAAGCAAUUCCACUACAUAUCAACAGCACUAUCGUUGAUCUACGGCUCAACGAAAACAAGAUCCGGAGCAUCCAUUUUUCUGCUCUAAGCCGCUUCAGCAACCUCACCUACCUGAACUUGACCAAGAACGACAUCUCCUACGUAGAAGAUGGGGCUUUCUCUGCUCAGUUCAAUUUGCAAGUACUGCAGAUCGGCUUUAACAAGCUAAGGAACUUAACGGAGGGUAUGCUGCGAGGCUUGGGGCGUCUGCAGUACCUCUACCUUCAAGCUAACCUGAUCGAGACCGUCUCACCUAACGCGUUCUGGGAGUGUCCUGCGAUUGAGAAUAUCGACCUCUCCAUGAACAGGAUUCAGCAGUUGGAUGGAAAUACAUUUCGUGGUCUAUCAAAGCUAACAACAUGCGAGCUCUACUCGAACCCUUUCACGUGCUCCUGCGAGUUACUCGGAUUCCUGCGCUGGUUAGUAGCAUUCCCUAACAGGACAAGUGAGAGGAUGGCAUGUGAUACACCAGCUGGCUUUUCCGGCUAUAGCCUCUUAAGCCAAAAUUCAAAGACGCCAACAUACCGGAAUGCUUUCCACGCUCUCUCGACAGUCUGCACGGAUGACAACGUGACCCCGUACCUGCUUGGAUCUUCAGACGGUGGCACCCCCACAAUCCUGCCAGAUCUGAGCCCUUGUGGACUGGACGACUGCCCUUCAGGGACACCUCCAGAUGAGCCUAUCAGUAUCAGCCCGACGUAUUUCGACCCAGAUGCCCGCCCAAUCAUGAAGCUUAAAGAGGUGACACACACAAGUGCAGUUAUCACAAUCCAAAUACCACACCCUUUCCGAAAGAUGUAUAUUCUUGUACUUUACAACAACAGCUUCUUUACAGAUAUACAGAACCUAAAAAGCCAAAGGGAAGAGAUCGAGUUGCUCAACCUUAAAUCCCAUACAAACUAUACAUACUGUGUGGCCUCCAUACGCAAUUCUCUAAGAUAUAACCACACAUGCUUGACCAUCUCCACUGUUACAAGGACAAUAAGAGAGCAUGUUCCAAACGACUCGACAGCUACUCACUAUAUCAUGACCAUACUGGGUUGCUUCUUUGGUAUGGUGAUCGUAUUGGGUUUGGUGUAUCACUGCCUGAGAAAACGUAAGCAAGAAGAUGAAUCAAAGAGCAAGAAGCUUGAGAAGAUGAAAAGGAAUUUGAUUGAGAUGAAAUACGGGGCUGAAAUGGAAGGUGGGACGAUGUCUCAGCUAUCACAGAAGCAAAUGAUGUCCGCCGUCGAGCCCAUACAAAGGAUGCCGUAUUUACCAGCUGCCAGUGAGAAAGACCCAUAUAAGGUACAGGAACUAUCCGGGACACCCAAAACAGCAAAAGGGAAUUAUAUAGAAGUGAGGUCAGACCAGUCAGAUCGCAUCGAAUGCAACAUUCCGCCAUCCGAGAACAGCCAAGGAUCUGUGGCGGAAAUAUCCACAAUAGCCAAGGAAGUGGACAAAGUGAAUCAGAUUAUUAACAACUGCAUCGAUGCACUUAAAUCCGAAUCAGCAUCCUUCCAGGCGGUAAAAUCCGGAGCCGUCUCAACCGCCGAGCCUCAGUUGGUUCUUAUAUCCGAGCACCCGCCGGGCAAGUCCGGUCUUCUGUCACCAGUGUAUAAAGGAGGAUACCACCACCCGCUACAGAGGCAUCAUAGCAUGGAAGCGCCACUUAAGCGUGCCAGCACAUCAUCGAGCGGAUCUUUGCGCAGCCCGCGAUCUUUCCGUUCGGACGGUGCCUAUCGAUCAGAGUCCAAGUACAUUGAGAAAACUUCUCUGGAUGAGUCCGGGAUUCUGACAGUCACCCCAACUUCUGCAAUACUUAAGUCGGAGGCAGAGAGAAUGCGACACUACACGGAGCACCGGCACUCCUACCCCGGCCCACACCACAUGGAGGAGCAACUGGAGGUUUCUGCAAGCAGGAAGUCGUCCAUCUUGGAGCCGCUAACACGUUCUCGGCCACAUGAGCUGUCGUAUUCGCAGCUUUCACCACAGUAUCACAACCUCAGCGGUUACUCCAGCCCAGAGUACACCUGCCGGCCAUCGCUUAGUCUAUGGGAACGGUUCAAACUCCACCGCAAACGCCACAGGGAUGAAGAGGAGUACAUGGCUGCUGGUCACGCAUUACGGAGAAAAGUACAGUUUGCUAAAGACGAGGACCUCCACGACAUCCUCGACUACUGGAAGGGUGUGUCUGCCCAACAGAAAUUAUGAUUGCUUAUUUUAUUUUAGUGUUUAUUUAAAAAAGUGGCUAAAUCAAACCACACUUCACUCUCUGGACCAAAUAAAGCCAGUCUUCAUUAAAGCUGCAGUAAGUAACUUUCUGGGAUGUAGGGAUUUGGACUUAGCUCUGGUAGGAAAACGUCGCUGCAAGAAAAUCAGUGAAGAACACUUAUGUUGCACCCAGAGUGUGCGUCAAAUCAACGCUCAUUUAAACCCUAUUCAAGAGUUCAAAUCUUCAGAAACAAAAUGUCCUCUGGGGAUAUAAUCUAGAACGACAAUACUGUAGCUGCUAUUAUCCUAGCCUCUGAAUUAUUACAGAAGGUUAUUGUGCAGUAAAGGAGUACAACGUAUAGGAGACGGUAUCUGGAUAAUUAGCAAAGAAGAAGCAAGCACGUUAACAUUGCAACAUGAGCAAGAAAACUAGCCAGCUAGCUAGCUAGAUUUACAAAAGAGAAAACACCAUUCGUGAACUAGCCAAAUAACAUUGCAACACUGCUAGCUAGCUAACUUCAAAACUGGGUAAUACGGGUUAGAUUACUGAGCUCUCAUGACUUUUAAAGAGCCACGCCGACAUUCAUCCACGUUGUGGAAAUUCUAGCUAAUAUUGCCCAGUCGUUUCAGCUAGCUAGCUGUGCUGCUUUUACUAUUACCGGCUAUUUGACUCGAGGCUAGCGUAUCCAUGUCAUGGAAUUUUAGCAGCGACCGAGUUGCAGCAGUGCAGAA
Messenger RNA from Ictalurus punctatus (channel catfish), 3539 nucleotides. RefSeq names its product extracellular leucine-rich repeat and fibronectin type III domain containing 1b (gene elfn1b). Bases 372 to 2807 code for a protein of 811 amino acids. The transcript has a single exon. Lineage: Eukaryota; Metazoa; Chordata; Actinopteri; Siluriformes; Ictaluridae. Gene Ontology annotation, molecular function: protein binding. The record is from RefSeq and is a predicted model, not a curated record. Gene Ontology annotation, cellular component: plasma membrane.